This is a messenger RNA of Heteronotia binoei (common prickly gecko), 3948 nucleotides long. Its product is annotated as zinc finger protein 658B-like. Gene Ontology annotation, molecular function: DNA-binding transcription repressor activity, RNA polymerase II-specific. The coding region runs from base 1 to 3948 and encodes 1315 amino acids. The transcript is spliced from 2 exons. Lineage: Eukaryota; Metazoa; Chordata; Lepidosauria; Squamata; Gekkonidae. The record is from RefSeq and is a predicted model, not a curated record. Gene Ontology annotation, biological process: negative regulation of transcription by RNA polymerase II.
AUGUGCCCAGAGAGUGGAAAGAGAUUAAGUAAGAGUGGCAGUCUUCAAUAUCAUCAGAGACCCCACACAGGGGGAAAACCUUUUGAAUGCUCAGAGUGUGGAAAGAGAUUCAGCCGGAGUGGCAGUCUUCAAAGUCAUCAGAGAACCCAUACAGGGGAAAAACCUUUUGAGUGCUCAGAGUGUAGAAAGAGAUUCAGUCAGAGUAGCACUCUUCAAAAUCAUCAAAGAAUCCAUACAGGGGAAAAACCUUCUGAGUGCUCAGAGUGUGGAAAGAGAUUCAGUUGGAGUGGCUAUCUUCAAAGUCAUCAGAGAAUCCACACAGGCGGGAAACCUUUUGAAUGCUCAGAGUGCGGAAAGAGAUUCAGUCAGAGUAAAACUUUUCAACAUCAUCAGAGAACCCACACAGGGGAGAAACCUUUUGAAUGCUCAGAGUGUGGAAAGAAAUUCAGUCGGAAUGGCAGUCUUCAACGUCAUCAGAGAAUCCACACAGGGGAGAAACCUUUUGAAUGCUCAGAGUGUGGAAAGAGAUUCAGUCGGAGUAGCAGUCUUCAAAAUCAUCAGAUUAUUCACACAGGGGAGAAACCUUUUGAAUGCUCGGAGUGUGGAAAGAGAUUCAGUUGGAGUAGCAGUCUUCAAAGUCAUCAGAUUACCCACACAGGGGAGAAACCUUUUGAAUGCUCAGAGUGUGGAAAGAGAUUCAGUCGGAGUGGCCCUCUUCAAAAUCAUCAGAGAAUCCACACAGGGGAGAAACCUUUUGAAUGCCCAGAGUGUGGAAAGAGAUUUCGUCGGAGUGGCCAUCUUCAACAUCAUCAGAGAAUCCACACAGGCCAAAAACCUUAUGAAUGCUCAGAGUGUGGAAAGAGAUUCAGUCGGAGUGGCUAUCUUCAAAGUCAUCAGAGAAUCCACACAGGCGGGAAACCUUUUGAAUGCUCAGAGUGCGGAAAGAGAUUCAGUCAGAGUAAAACUUUUCAACAUCAUCAGAGAACCCACACAGGGGAGAAACCUUUUGAAUGCUCAGAGUGUGGAAAGAAAUUCAGUCGGAAUGGCAGUCUUCAACGUCAUCAGAGAACCCACACAGGGGAGAAACCUUUUGAAUGCUCAGAGUGUGGAAAGAGAUUCAGUCGGAGUGGCCCUCUUCAAAAUCAUCAGAGAAUCCACACAGGGGAGAAACCUUUUGAAUGCUCAGAGUGUGGAAAGAGAUUCAGUUGGAGUAGCAGUCUUCAAAGUCAUCAGAUUACCCACACAGGGGAGAAACCUUUUGAAUGCUCAGAGUGUGGAAAGAGAUUCAGUCGGAGUGGCCCUCUUCAAAAUCAUCAGAGAAUCCACACAGGGGAGAAACCUUUUGAAUGCCCAGAGUGUGGAAAGAGAUUUCGUCGGAGUGGCCAUCUUCAACAUCAUCAGAGAAUCCACACAGGCCAAAAACCUUAUGAAUGCUCAGAGUGUGGAAAGAAAUUCAUUCAGAGUACCAAUCUUCAACGUCAUCAGAGAAUCCACACAGAGGAGAAACCUUUUGAAUGCUCAGAGUGUGGAAAGAAAUUCAGUGAGAGUGGCACUCUUCAACAUCAUCAGAGAAUCCACACAGGGGAGAAACCUUUUGAAUGCUCAGAGUGUGGAAAGAGAUUCAGUGAGAGUGGCCAUCUUCAACGUCAUCAGAGAACCCACACAGAGGAGAAACCUUUUGAAUGCUCAGAGUGUGGAAAGAGAUUCAGUCAGAGCGGCACUCUUCAACAUCAUCAGAGAACCCACACAGGGGAGAAACCUUUUGAAUGCUCAGAGUGUGGAAAGAGAUUCAGUGAGAGUGGCAUUCUUCAACAUCAUCAGAGAACCCACACAGGGGAGAAACCUUUUGAAUGCUCAGAGUGUGGAAAGAGAUUCAGUCAGAGUGGCCAUCUUCAAUAUCAUCAGAGAACCCACACAGGGGAGAAACCUUUUGAAUGCUCAGAGUGUGGAAAGAGAUUCAGUGGGAGUGGCGAUCUUCAACGUCAUCAGAGAACCCACACAGGGGAGAAACCUUUUGAAUGCUCAGAGUGUGGAAAGAGAUUCAGUUGGAGUGGCAGUCUUCAACUUCAUCAGAGAACCCACACAGGGGAGAAACCUUUUGAAUGCUCAGAGUGUGGAAAGAAAUUCAGUGAGAUUGGCACUCUUCAGCGUCAUCAGAGAACCCACACAGGGGAGAAACCUUUUGAAUGCUCAGAGUGUGGAAAGAGAUUCAGUCGGAGUGGCAGUCUUCAACUUCAUCAGAGAACCCACACAGGGGAGAAACCUUUUGAAUGCUCAGAGUGUGGAAAGAAAUUCAGUGAGAUUGGCACUCUUCAGUGUCAUCAGAGAACCCACACAGGGGAGAAACCUUUUGAAUGCUCAGAGUGUGGAAAGAGAUUCAGUCGGAGUGGCACUCUUCAGCGUCAUCAGAGAACCCACACAGGGGAGAAACCUUUUGAAUGCUCAGAGUGUGGAAAGAGAUUCAGUGAGAGUGGCAUUCUUCAACAUCAUCAGAGAACCCACACAGGGGAGAAACCUUUUGAAUGCUCAGAGUGUGGAAAGAGAUUCAGUCAGAGUGGCACUCUUCAACAUCAUCAGAGAACCCACACAGGGGAGAAACCUUUUGAAUGCUCAGAGUGUGGAAAGAAAUUCAGUGAGAUUGGCACUCUUCAGUGUCAUCAGAGAACCCACACAGGGGAGAAACCUUUUGAAUGCUCAGAGUGUGGAAAGAGAUUCAGUCAGAGUGGCACUCUUCAGCGUCAUCAGAGAACCCACACAGGGGAGAAACCUUUUGAAUGCUCAGAGUGUGGAAAGAGAUUCAGUGACAGUAGCAGUCUUCGACAUCAUCAGAGAACCCACACAGGGGAGAAACCUUUUGAAUGCUCAGAGUGUGGAAAGAGAUUCAGUCGGAGUGGCAAUCUUCAACUUCAUCAGAGAACCCACACAGGGGAGAAACCUUUUGAAUGCUCAGAGUGUGGAAAGAGAUACAGUGAGAGGAGGAAUCUUCAGCUUCAUCAGAGAACCCACACAGGGGAGAAACCUUUUGAGUGCUCAGAGUGUGGAAAGAGAUUCAGUGAGAGUGGCGAUCUUCAACGUCAUCAGAGAACCCACACAGGGGAGAAACCUUUUGAAUGCUCAGAGUGUGGAAAGAGAUUCAGUCGGAGUGGCAGUCUUCAACUUCAUCAGAGAACCCACACAGGGGAGAAACCUUUUGAAUGCUCAGAGUGUGGAAAGAAAUUCAGUGAGAGUGGCGAUCUUCAACGUCAUCAGAGAACCCACACAGGGGAGAAACCUUUUGAAUGCUCAGAGUGUGGAAAGAGAUUCAGUAAGAGUGGCCAUCUUCAAUGUCAUCAGAGAACCCACACAGGGGAGAAACCUUUUGCAUGCUCAGAGUGUGGAAAGAGAUUCAGUGACAGUGGCAGUCUUCGACAUCAUCAGAGAACCCACACAGGGGAGAAACCUUUUGAAUGCUCAGAGUGUGGAAAGAGAUUCAGUCAGAGUGGCACUCUUCAGCGUCAUCAGAGAACCCACACAGGGGAGAAACCUUUUGAAUGCUCAGAGUGUGGAAAGAGAUUCAGUCAGAGUGGCAGUCUUCAACUUCAUCAGAGAACCCACACAGGGGAGAAACCUUUUGAAUGCUCAGAGUGUGGAAAGAAAUUCAGUGAGAUUGGCACUCUUCAGUGUCAUCAGAGAACCCACACAGGGGAGAAACCUUUUGAAUGCUCAGAGUGUGGAAAGAGAUUCAGUGACAGUAGCAGUCUUCGACAUCAUCAGAGAACCCACACAGGGGAGAAACCUUUUGAAUGCUCAGAGUGUGGAAAGAGAUUCAGUCAGAGUGGCAAUCUUCAACGUCAUCAGAGAACCCACACAGGGGAGAAACCUUUUGAAUGCUCAGAGUGUGGAAAGAGAUACAGUGAGAGGAGGAAUCUUCAGCAGCAUCAGAUUACACACAGGGGGGAGAAUCUUUAG